UUCAACAACAAGGAGAUUGAGAAAUUUGAAUUAUGGUACCAAAGGUUGUAUUCAGCUUCUUUCUAAAUUUUGUUGCCAUUUUAGUGCUCCUCCUUCCACAAACUGCAGAUGCACAAGGCUUGAAGAUAGGGUUUUACAGUAAAACAUGCCCCAAAGCAGAAGCCAUUGUUUUGCAGGAGAUGACAGAGGUCAUCAAGGUUGCACCAAGUCUUUCUGGUCCAUUGCUGAGGAUGCACUUCCAUGACUGUUUUGUCAUGGGAUGUGAUGGUUCAAUUCUCUUGAACUCUAGCAAGAAUACAGCUGAAAAGGAUGCUCCACCAAAUCUCUCCCUCCGAGGUUAUGCUGUAAUUGAUCGUGUGAAGGCCAAGCUUGAGAAGUCUUGUAAAGGAAUUGUCUCCUGUGCUGAUAUCCUUGCUCUUGUUGCUAGAGAUGUUGUACGCCUGACAAAUGGGCCAUUUUGGCAAGUUCCAACAGGAAGGAGAGAUGGAAACGUCUCACAAGCAUCUGAUGCAUUAGCAAACCUCCCACCACCCAUCGCAAACAUCUCUUCAUUGAAAGCUUCCUUUUCUAGUAAAGGUCUUAAUACCAAGGACCUAGUAGUUCUAGCAGGUAGUCACACAAUUGGAACAUCUCACUGCACUUCGUUCUCGAACCGGCUUUAUAACUUCACCGGGAAGGGCGAUUCCGAUCCGGCUCUUGACAAGAACUACGUUGCUGCUUUGAAGAAGAAAUGCAAACCCAAUGAUGCCACAACUCUGGUUCAAAUGGAUCCAGGGAGCUCCAAAUCAUUUGACAAUGGCUAUUUCACUCAAGUGUCCAAAAGGAGAGGACUCUUCCAAUCAGACUCUGCUCUUCUUCAAGACCCUCAAACCAAGGACUAUGUCCUUAACAAGGCCAGUACUUCAUUCUUCAAAGACUUCCCUGUCUCCAUUGUUAAAAUGGGCAAGAUUGGAGUGCUCACUGGCAACAAAGGAGAAAUCAGACAACACUGUGCUUUAGUCAAACUAAUUAUAAUCAUGCACUCUAGUUAAUUAGUUUGUUUGAAAUUAAGUGGCAAAAAUAAUAAUAUGUACUCAUUCCUUAAUUAUCUUUAGGAUAUCUGAAUUUCUUUUAAUAAAA
Dioscorea cayenensis subsp. rotundata (Guinea yam) is the source of this 1119-nucleotide messenger RNA. RefSeq names its product peroxidase 27-like. Lineage: Eukaryota; Viridiplantae; Streptophyta; Magnoliopsida; Dioscoreales; Dioscoreaceae. Gene Ontology annotation, cellular component: plasmodesma; plant-type cell wall. The coding region runs from base 33 to 1031 and encodes 332 amino acids. The transcript has 4 exons. Gene Ontology annotation, biological process: response to oxidative stress; hydrogen peroxide catabolic process. Gene Ontology annotation, molecular function: heme binding; peroxidase activity. The record is from RefSeq and is a predicted model, not a curated record.